AGAUUAAUGAGAUGACCAUUAUAUAGUCCAUAAAUUAUAUGACCCUGGUUUGGUAUAUAAUGUUCGUUCAUUUCAAGUCACUUAUCUUCGAACUCUCCAAACUAAGUCAACCCCUAACAAGAACAAAAUCACUCCACGCUUUACUAAUCAAGACCUGUCUAUACCAUGACCCAUUUUACGCAACAAAAACCAUCAGAUUAUACGCAACCAAUGACGAUCUUUACUCUGCACGCAACCUGUUCGACGAAAUGCCUAACCGAACCGUCUAUCUCUGGAACUCCAUAAUAAGAGCCUACGCGCAAACCCAUCAUUUCCGCGAUGCAUUUACGAUGUUCAAAGACAUGCUCACCUCAGAAACACAGCCUGAUAGUUUCACAUUCGCUUGCAUUUUACGCGCUUGUGCUGAAAACCAUGAUGUUAAAGGUGUUAAGUUUGUGCAUGGACAAGUGGUUGUUUUUGGUCUGGGACUGGAUUCUGUUUCUGGUAGUGCGCUUGUGUCGGGUUACUCGAAACUGGGUCUUGUUGAUGAUGCUAGAAUGGUGUUUGAUGGGUUAGAUAGACAUGAUUUGGUUUUGUAUAACGCGAUGAUCGCGGGUUAUGGAAGUUGUGGAGAUUGGGACAGAGGGUUGCGUUUGUUUGUUGUGAUGAGGAGAAUGGGAAACCGGCCUGAUGGGUAUACGGUGGUGGGGUUGUUAUCCGGUUUUACGCGGUCUAACUUGCUGGAAAUCGGUCAGGGAAUUCAUGGUUACUGUUUAAGAAACGGGUUUGAUUCUAAUGCGCAUAUAAGUAGUGUGCUCGUAAGUAUGUAUUCAAGGUGUGGAUGUAUGAAUUCGGCCUACAAAGUAUUUAAUAGUUUGUCACAUCCAGAUUUAGUAACAUGGUCCGCUUUAAUAUCUGGUUUUUCGCAAUCCCGAGAGUGUAAUAAAGCCUUGAUAUUUUUCAAGAAAAUGAACUAUGAAGGUAGAAAAUCUGAUACGGUAUUAGUUGCUGCGUUACUUGCUGCUACCGCACAAUUGGCAGUUCUAGCACCGGGGAUUGAGAUACACGGUUACGCGAUCCGCCAUAACCUAGAUUCGGAUACCAUGGUGUCUUCCGCUUUGAUAGACAUGUAUUCGAAGUGCGGUUUCUUGGAAAUGGGACUCAAGGUGUUCGAUCAUAUGCCCAAGAGAAACAUGGUUUCUUACAAUUCAGUAAUAGCAAGUCUUGGUUUGUACGGUCUUGCAUCCGAGGCGUAUAACGUGUUUCGCGAGGCUGUUGAACAAGGUUUAAAACCUGAUGAGUCUACUUUUUGUGCUCUAUUAUCCGCUUGCUCCCAUGCUGGUCUUAUUAACGAAGGCCGUGAUAUUUUCAAACGAAUGGAUGUUGAAUUUGGCGUCGAAGCGAAAACUGAGCAUUAUGUUCACUUUGUGAAACUGCUUGGGAUGGUGGGAGAGUUGGAAGAGGCUUAUGAUCUUAUUUGUUCUUUGGGAGAUGACGUGGAUUCGGGGAUAUGGGGUGCGCUUCUUUCUUGUUGUGAUGUACAUAAUGAUUCGAAGCUUGCGGAAAUUGUAGCACGUCGAGUGUUUGAUAAAGAACGAGACGGAAGCAAGUAUAAGAUUAUGGUUUCUAAUUUCCAUGCUGGAAAUGGGAGGUGGGAUGUUGUGGAAAACUUGAGGGAUGAUUUAGAUGAUGUGGGAAAGAAGAAAACUUGUGGGAUUAGCUGGAUUGAGAUUUAACUUUUGUAGGCCGUUCUUGAUCGAGCUCUUUUGAACAUCUGAUGGGAUGAAAUGGUUGUGCAUUUCGGUUUAUUUUUCUGGUCCAGUGGAAAUUAGUUGAUAAAAUUAGUGAACUCAGCAACUAUAUUUGACUCAGCAAUCUAGAGAUUAUGUGAAAGCAAUAAGCAAGCGUUUUUCUUCUCAAGCAUGGUUGCAAAAGUCGCUAGGCGCUCCCUAGUCGGUCGGGUAGGGUACCGGAUUCAUUUCUAAAAGAUGAACUAUUGGUGCUGUAAUUUCCCUGCAGUCCAGUUUUUCUUAUACAUGAAGUUAAGCCUGGCAAGACAGGUGGGUCAGGUCGGGUUGGGUACCGGAUCAAAACAGGUUUUGAAUUUGACCAACAGUUGUUUGAAGAAGACUGUUUAAAGAUAAGAAAGAAGAAAGUGCAUAAACAUUAGUCUUCAUAUAUGCAGAUGAGCCUUAGCUGUGGUUUAGGAACUUAGAUGUUCAUUCACUUUAGGGUUUUUUUAUGUGUUUGUGACUGUACAUGUCUAUAUGCUGUGAAUCAUAUUAUACAUGUCCAUGUUUUUAGUAUGUUAUCCCCCAUUUUGUUAGUGUUA
Messenger RNA from Helianthus annuus (common sunflower), 2311 nucleotides. Its product is annotated as putative pentatricopeptide repeat-containing protein At1g64310. Gene Ontology annotation, biological process: RNA modification. Gene Ontology annotation, molecular function: RNA binding; protein binding. The transcript has a single exon. The record is from RefSeq and is a predicted model, not a curated record. The coding region runs from base 39 to 1715 and encodes 558 amino acids. Lineage: Eukaryota; Viridiplantae; Streptophyta; Magnoliopsida; Asterales; Asteraceae.